UGUGAUUGGCUGAUGUUUGUGUACGAGCUCGCAGACCUUCAGAGAGAGUCACAGAGCUCCUGCUGAUGACGAUAAAGAUGAAGGUGUGGGUGCUGCUCCUCGUCCUCUCUUCGGUCCUCUGUGUCUCUGCUGAUGGUCUCCACGAGACAAACUCCAUCAGCGGCUGUUCAGACACUGAUGGAGAGGAUGCGCUGAUCCUGGAUGAUGAGGUGGUCUGGUACGCAGACUUCAACAAACACACAGGUGUUGAUUCUCUGCCAGCCUUUGCAGAUCAUCCACACUGGCAGGAAGGAAUGUAUGAAGAAGCUGUGGCUAAUCAACAGAUCUGCAGACAAAACCUGAAGGUGGCUCGUUCAGCUAUGAAGGACUACCCCAAAGAACUCGAUGCUCCUGACAGUGUGGAAAUCUACACUAUAGUAAAUGUGGAGAUUGGAGUCCAGAACACUCUGAUCUGUCAUGUGACUGGUUUCUAUCCUGCUCCUGUUAACGUCACCUGGAACAAGAACACAAAGAAAGUGGUUGAAGGAACCAGCAUCACUGUUCCCUUAUCCAACAAGGAUGGUACCUUCACCCAGACGUCCAAACUGGACUUUGUUCCCAAGGGAGGAGAUGUGUACACCUGCAUAGUGGAACAUGUGUCCUUGACCGCACCACUUACCAAAAUCUAUGAGGUGGACGACGUUGAACCCAUUCUGGGACCUGCAAUAUUUUGUGGAGUGGGUCUGACUGUCGGUGUCCUCGGCGUGGCAGCAGGAAUCUACCUCUUCAUCCGAGGAAGAAAGUGAUGCUGAUUGGUUUAUGCUAAUGUUUGAAUACAUUUUGAGGUAGACACCAUCCUCCGAUGAACUGAUUUUUAUAUGAUUCAUUACAAAUGAAACAUCUGGAGGAAAACUGUGGCAGCUGGUCCGAAUGAUCUCAGACCCUCCUCAUCCUCACUGGGACUGAUUAUUGAUGUGAAACAGAAAGAGUUUUACAUCAUUAAAGAUUUACUGAGGAAACUUUGAUUUCAGUGUGUUUCUGAAUGUUUCUGUUGUGGAACGGUUUCAUGCUGUAUUUGGUGAGCUGAUUUUUCUUGUGUGCAGAAUGAAGAUGAAGCUCUUGACUUUUUGAAUUAAAAUAACUGAAUGUU
This is a messenger RNA of Oreochromis niloticus (Nile tilapia), 1129 nucleotides long. RefSeq names its product RLA class II histocompatibility antigen, DP alpha-1 chain. Lineage: Eukaryota; Metazoa; Chordata; Actinopteri; Cichliformes; Cichlidae. The transcript is spliced from 4 exons. Gene Ontology annotation, cellular component: MHC class II protein complex; membrane. The coding region runs from base 66 to 785 and encodes 239 amino acids. The record is from RefSeq and is a predicted model, not a curated record. Gene Ontology annotation, biological process: antigen processing and presentation; immune response.